UAAUGUCAAAAAAGCUAAUUUAGUGACUGAAAAGGUUAUGUUUCGCUAUAUACUUUAUUUUGUUUCUAAAUCUAAGUAAAGCAAAAGUUUUUUUUACUUAAUUUAAAAAUUGCAAUUGUUAUAAAAUGGUUUUGAUUAAAGAAUACCGGAUAUGUAUGCCUUUAACUGUUGAAGAAUACAAAGUUGGCCAACUCUAUAUGAUAGCACGUCACAGUUUAGAACAAUCUGGUGAUGGAGAAGGAGUUGAAAUAAUAGAAAAUAAUGAAUGUGAAGAUCCAGUUCACGGAAAAGGUCAAUAUACAGAAAAAAAAAUUCAUUUAUCGAGCCGUUUACCUUAUUAUCUACAAGCGAUAUGUCCAAGAGUAUUCUACAUUACCGAAAAGUCAUGGAAUUAUUAUCCGUAUACUACAACUGAAUAUACGUGUUCCUUUGUUCCAAAAUUAAGUAUUAACAUACAAACAAGGUAUGAAGAUAAUCAUGGAAUCUCUGAAAAUUGUUUAAAUUUAAAAGAAGAACAAUUAAAAGAUAGAAAUGUAGAUCAUGUUGAUAUUGCAUUUGAUGAUCUUUCAAACGAAAAACAUUAUAAACGUGAGGAGGAUCCAAAAUUUUUUAAAUCGCUUAAAACAAAUCGUGGUCCAUUAAUAGAAGGAUGGAGAGAAACAGAUAAACCAAUAAUGUGUUCUUACAAACUUGUUCAUGCGUCCUUUGAAGUUUGGGGUUUUCAAACUCGUGUAGAAGAUUUUAUUCAAAGAGCAAUUCGUGAUAUAUUGCUAUUAGGGCAUAGGCAAGCUUUUACUUGGAUAGAUGAGUGGAUUGAUAUGACUAUUGAUGAUGUUCGUGAAUACGAAAAGCAGAAACACGAAGAAACCAAUGAAAAGUUGAAAAGAGGUGGACAUGUUUUGGCGACAAGCCCUUCCGUUGAUAAAUCAUUUGCAGCUGAAAUACCAACUAUCGAAAAUAAUGUAUAGAAAUAAUUGAAAAUUUAUUCAAUUUUUUAUUUCAAUUUUUAAUUGAAAUAAAAAAUGAAUAUAAUUGGUUUAAUUAUUUGAUAGUACAACCAAAAGCACAAGUUGAUGAAAAAGCACAAGUUAGUAACAAAAAAGCACAGUUAAUGUAGUUCAAAAUAUGAACGGCUUGUUUUUUAGUUUUAAUUAUUAUUAUAUUUAAUUACUUAAAGAAGACAGAAAUCCAAAAAGAUUAUUAGUUACGACUAGCGAAUUAAUUAUGAGACAGCUUCAAUUUGUGAGCUUUAUAUAUAAGUGAAUAUUAUAAAAAGGCCACUUUAAACUUGUUUCCUAAAUUUUUCUGUACGUAAUGCACGAAAUCUAUUAGUUUAUUAAAUUUAAAAUAUAAAAAAGUGUUGUUUCCGAAAA
This is a messenger RNA of Condylostylus longicornis, 1373 nucleotides long. It is a transcript of the gene rdgBbeta, whose product is annotated as cytoplasmic phosphatidylinositol transfer protein 1. Gene Ontology annotation, molecular function: phosphatidylinositol binding; phosphatidylinositol transfer activity. The record is from RefSeq and is a predicted model, not a curated record. Gene Ontology annotation, biological process: phospholipid transport. NCBI's taxonomy places the organism in Eukaryota, Metazoa, Arthropoda, Insecta, Diptera, Dolichopodidae. Gene Ontology annotation, cellular component: cytoplasm. Bases 126 to 968 code for a protein of 280 amino acids. The transcript is spliced from 7 exons.